CCAUUUUCCCAUCAUUUUUCCCUUUAAUCUAAUGGAUCUUCUCUUACUCUUCUCCCAAUGUCCACCACUCCCUCCUACGUCUACGGCGGCCCACCACCACCUCUAACCACCAAUACGCUCAUCGAGAGCCUCAAUAAAAUCGGCCUCGGCUACGCAAUUGCAAUUGCCCUAGCCUUCCUCUUCCUCCUAUCCACUCUCCUCCUUUCCUCUUACCUCUGCUGCCGCUCCACCGCCUAUCGCCGCCGUCAAUCCCAAUCCCAAACCCGAAACCCGAACACCGGAAUUUACAUUCCGAGUGUAAUUUUCAUUGCUGAGGAAGACGAAAACGACGACGUUUCAUCUCAAAAUACAUUCGCGGGCCUUGAUCAAGCUGUAAUCAAUUCGUACCCUAAACUGAUUUACUCGAAGAGAAACGGAAAUUUGGGAACCGGAAACGACGUCGUUUGUUCGAUUUGUUUGUGCGAUUACAAGGAAGCGGAGAUGUUACGGAUGUUACCUGAGUGUAAGCAUUAUUUUCAUGUGAUGUGUAUAGAUGCGUGGCUGAAAUUGAAUGCUUCGUGUCCAGUCUGCCGGAACUCUCCAUUGCCGACGCCGAUGUCGACGCCGUUGUCGGAGGUGGUCCCACUUUCACAAUAUUCCGAUGGUCGGAGAAGACAUUGAUCACUGAAGAAUUUAUUUUAAAUGUUAGUUUUUACCCUUAUUUUUAUAUUUGAAAUUGGAAUUUUUGUUGAAUAUAUAUGCAGGAAGUUGU
Messenger RNA from Solanum stenotomum, 751 nucleotides. RefSeq names its product RING-H2 finger protein ATL67-like. The coding region runs from base 58 to 660 and encodes 200 amino acids. NCBI's taxonomy places the organism in Eukaryota, Viridiplantae, Streptophyta, Magnoliopsida, Solanales, Solanaceae. The transcript has a single exon. Gene Ontology annotation, biological process: protein ubiquitination. Gene Ontology annotation, molecular function: transferase activity. The record is from RefSeq and is a predicted model, not a curated record.